AAAAAGAUUGGCCUCUUGACUGUUUUUAGAAAUGUAGGUAGUUGUCGGAUUUUUGACUGAAACACCGCGGGUAGUAAUAAAAUUCCUCUUUUAUAUGUCAAACGUUCCCCUCGUGUACGAAGGUGAUGGAGAUGCUUAUAAGGAAAGGGGCGAGAGUGAACGAGAAGAACAAGGACGGACAGACCCCCCUCCACGUGGCCACGGAACACGCCCAUUUAGACGCCAUGGAUCUACUACUGAGGCAUGGUGGCGCGGUGAACGCGUGCGACUCGCGCGGCGAGAGCGCGCUGAGCGUGGCGGCGCGGCGCGACUCGGCGGCCGCGUGCCGGCUGCUGCUCGCGUGCGGCGCCGACGCGCGCCCGGGCACCGCGCCGCCGCCGCCCGACGGUACUGUACCGCACGCCAACACACCACACGGCUGUAUAUGUACUCGUAUAUAUACAGUAACGUCGCGUUACUUACACCGUUUACAACUCGAGAAAGGCCGGAACGAUUUUUGUGAUUAAUUUGUCCUUUUUAGGUUUAGAAUAAUAACCAUUAAAAAUAUAUUUUAACAAAUUAAAAAAUAAAAUAGAGGACGUUUAAAACAAAGUCGUUUCCCGCUAUCUAUGCGCUGAGAUCUUUUAAACUACACGAAUACGUCAAAUAGCUGUUUGAUUAUUCUCACUUCAUUAUAAUAAAUGUGUGCUUAAGUGUAAAGAUACGUGUGUAAUAGGGAUGAUGACUAAUUUUUGUUUGUUUGUCCGUCAGGUAGAGUGUUAAAAAAUAUUAAACAAGUAUUUUUUUCAUUUUUUUCGUAAUCAUAAAAUUACGGCGUUACAUUGAGUUGAAAUUCCGCAUGACGUCACGUUAGGGUACGUUUUCUACUCAACUGUGACGUAGCGAGCCCCCACUCCUCAACUUUAAUGCCUGUUAGAGUUGAUGAAUUCUAUUUAAUAAAAAAAAAGCUGUUCAACUUACUGGUGUCAGAAACUUAUUAAGUUAGUACAACCGAUUUAUCUUAAUUCGAUUUUCUUUAAUCUAGGGUUUUCAUUUUGGUAUCAGCUGGUGGCAAGAAACACAAUAUACUUUUAUUUUUAAAUUGACUGACCUAAUCUAAAUUUAAGCGAAAUGAUUAAUUAUGUAAUAUCAACACUGUAUAGAUAUCUUUAAAAUACAUUAAGAUUGACGAAUAUAGCCGAAGCGCAUAAUUUAAAUAGUAUAUGUGUACGUGUGUACGGUACAGACGCGUGCGCGAACGCAGCGGCGUUGCGUCUCCUGGAGGCGGCGCGCACGGGCGACGUGGAGACUGCGCGCGCGAUACUGGACGCCCGCCCCCGACUGGUCAACUGCCGGGACUUCGACGGCAGACAUUCCACGCCGCUGCACUUCGCGGCCGGGUGACCGAACUUCUGGUGUCUGCGGGCGCGGGCGUGAACGCGGCCGACCUGUGGAGGUUCACGCCCUUACACGAGGCGGCCGCCAAGGGGAAGGCGGAUAUAGUACGGUUACUGCUCAAGCACGGAGCAGAUCCUACUCGCCGUAACCGCGACGGUUUAACGCCACUACAACUGGUGCGAACCGGCGACUCUGAUACUGCGGACGCGCUGAGGGGGGAUGCCGCGCUACUCGACGCCGCCAAACGUGGCGACGCGCCCAGGGCCAGGUCUAUGUGCACUUUGAUAGUUGAUAGUUGCCACGUCACAUUUUCCGGCUACAAUAAUUUGGAGGUGGCCGAGGCGUUACUGGAGGCGGGGGCGGCCGUCUCGGCCCGGGACAAGGGCGGUCUGGUCCCGCUCCACAACGCGGCGUCUUAUGGCCACCUGGAACUUGCAGCUCUGUUAUUGAGGGCCGGUACACCGCCUAACGCCGCUGACAGAUGGGGCUUCACACCUUUACACGAAGCAGCGCACAAAGCGCGGACGCAGCUUUGCGCGCUACUGUUGGCGCACGGCGCGGACCCGUACCUGAAGAACCAGGAGGGGCAGACGGCGCUCGAGCUGGCGGGCGCCGCGGACGUGCGCUCGCUGCUGCAGGACGCCAUGACGGGGGCCGCGCACGCGCCCCCCGCCGCCGCCCCCGCGCCCCCCGCGCCCGCCCCCGCGCCCGCGCCCCCCGCGCCCGAGCCCGUUGUGGCCAGUAAUUAUUGGGCCGAAGGAUCUCGUGGUAGUUUAGAAGACGCUGCAGGUAGACCAGCAUCAGCUCUGUCCACAUCAGAGUCUUUGCAGACUUUCUUAUCCAGCAUCGGGCUGGAGCAGCUGUGCGGCGUGCUGGAGCGCGAGCAGAUCACGGUGGACAUCCUGUCGGAGAUGUCGCACGAGGACCUGCGCGCGGUGGGCGUGGCCGCCUACGGGCACCGCCACCGGCUGCUGAAGGCCGCGCGCCACUCGCUCAGGGCCGCAUCAGGUACACGAACACGCUGGUUUAUAGCACAUGUAAACACACAGAUAGAAUAG
This is a messenger RNA of Diatraea saccharalis (sugarcane borer), 2435 nucleotides long. Lineage: Eukaryota; Metazoa; Arthropoda; Insecta; Lepidoptera; Crambidae. The record is from the annotation of a GenBank genome assembly.